Messenger RNA from Orbilia oligospora ATCC 24927, 1083 nucleotides. RefSeq lists its product as uncharacterized. The record is from RefSeq and is a predicted model, not a curated record. Lineage: Eukaryota; Fungi; Ascomycota; Orbiliomycetes; Orbiliales; Orbiliaceae. The transcript is spliced from 3 exons. Gene Ontology annotation, molecular function: holocytochrome-c synthase activity. The coding region runs from base 1 to 1083 and encodes 360 amino acids. Gene Ontology annotation, cellular component: mitochondrion. Gene Ontology annotation, biological process: cytochrome c-heme linkage.
AUGGGUUGGUUUUGGGCAGAUGCGCCGACGUCAUCGGCUUCAGCUUCGACUUCAGCGUCGCAGACAGCCAAACCACCUCAUCACCCGCAUAAAAUGGCAGGAAACAUGGAUAUUCCUCCAGAAUGUCCAAUGCACCGACCUAAAGACCCCGCUGCCACUGCCCCACCACCACCUCCACCAACGAAUAACAUACUCUCCACAUCCUUCCAAACGCACUCAUCAGACGCUAUAUCUGAACUUCAGCCAGUAGAACAGCAUGCCGAACCAACAGCUUCCCGUCCUUGGUCGUCCUACUUAAACCCUCUAAACAUGAUGCCUAAACUCUCCAAUACUCCUGCACCGCAACAAAAGAGCUCACUGCCUACCUCUCGUAUCAUAUCGUCAAUACCAAAGGGAACCCACCCUUCGGAGGGGAACUGGGAGUAUCCAUCCCCCCAGCAGAUGUAUAAUGCAAUGUUAAGGAAAGGAUACGAUGAUACACCCGAAGAUGCGGUGGAGGAUAUGGUUGAUGUUCAUAAUUUCUUGAAUGAAGGUGCUUGGCAGGAGAUUGUGGGGUGGGAGAAACAGUUCGCGGGAAGUAUCUGGAGGGGCGUAAAGAUUGCCGGGAAAGGGGGUUUAGGUACGGCAGAUAAGGAAGAGGAGGGUGGGGUGUUUGAAAAUAAUGUGAGUCGGGAAGUGGAAGUACAGGCUAGGCCGAGGCUAUUGAGGUUCCAAGGACGCCCUGGGGAUUUGAGUCCCAAGGCGAGGAUGUACCACUAUUUGGGAAUGGUAUUUCCACAAUUUGGGAAUAUGCCAUUUGACAGACAUGAUUGGUAUGUUCAGAGAUCUACAUCAGAAUCUGAAGGAACGGAUGGGAACAAAGAGGAGGUUAGAUAUGUAAUUGAUUACUAUGCUGGAGAAACCGGGCCCACAGGGGAGUCCAUUUUCUACCUGGAUGUCCGGCCAGCUAUUGAUCGGCCAAGGGCGCUAUUCGAGCUAGGAAUCAGGUAUGGAGGGGAUAUCUGGUGGAAGGCCAGCGGAGGAGCAGUCAGAGAGGAGGAAAGGAGGAGAAAGCAAGCCGAGAGGGAAGGGUUUAGCCAGUGA